Molecule: messenger RNA, 1473 nt
Organism: Pseudomyrmex gracilis
Lineage: Eukaryota; Metazoa; Arthropoda; Insecta; Hymenoptera; Formicidae
Product: membrane protein FAM174B-like
Exons: 3
Coding region: 320-952 (210 amino acids)
Source: RefSeq, a predicted model, not a curated record
ACGUGCGGCGUGAUAUGCGCGCGGGACGAACCGUCUGAAGGCCGGCGUUGCCGCGCGAAGCAUCUGGCGAGUGUGUUGCGUUCUUGUGCGAUACGAGGAGGAAAUUGUAAACGUGAGAACUGUGAGAAAGAGAGAGCGCGCGAGCGGACGAUAAACAACAUGGAGAACGCGCCGGCGGAACGUCGGGACGUCGUGUCGUGAAGAAGGGACGGGAAGUGCGCGCGGGGACACGAGUCAUCGUCGUCGUCGUCGUCGUCGUUGUCGUUGUCGUUUCGUUUCGUGUCAGCAGCCGUCGUCGUCGCUUAAAUGACACGGCACGAUGACGCGGUCCAAGAUACAGAAGAUGAAGUUUUUCAUAUUCCUGCUGAUCUUCCUGCUUGCGCAGACGGCGGUCUGCGACGGGAGCUUCCGCGAGAAGAGGGACGGGCUGAAGAAUGCUUCUGACGAUGACAACGAGAAAGUGAGUUCCGUCGGCAGGAACAAGGUUCCGGCCGACAAAGACCCCGACAAUUCGGUCGCGCAUAAAGCAACCGGUCAGCAGAACGCGGCCGGAUCAGCGGCCGAGACGGCGAAGAAGCCGACGGCGGUCAAGGACAAGUCGCAACACAAUAUAACCUCAAAACCCGACGUCGUGAAUCAUACUGCGCCUCACAUCGCGGACAAGUCCAACGAGCAAUCCAGCGAUGGCUUCACAAACGUCAAUACUGGCGCCCUUGCACGUGGGUUUUUGGUCUUCUUGGGACUAAGCGUCCUUGUCAUAGCCUACAUGGUGUUCCGUAGCUUUAGAUUAAGUAAAACACGUGCCCAAUUGGUUCGAAAGUACGGUGUCCUUACGCACAGACAGGAUGUCGAGAUGCGGCCGCUGCCACUCGAGGAGGAGGACGACGAAGACACGACCGUCUUUGACGCGAGUAGCGUUGUGGCCACCCACGGUCAACAUCAGCACGCGUAAUUUGUAUCUUGCGAAAGGAAGAGAGAAUUACACCACUGUGCUGUCAUGUUGUCUGUGUGAUGUUCGCUCUCUCGGCAUUACAUGUUUUUAAAAUGACAUUCAACUAACUACUUCAUCGUGAAGAUGGUCGAAAAACUCGUGAAAAGACCACCAAGGCAUUUUUUCGCGUCCACUCGGACAAAAGAGCUAUUUGCUUUGUGCGGUGAAACUAUUAACAUCCGCGAAUACGCAUCUGUGAUGCACUUAUCACUCACAUAACGUGCUUGUUAGCAAUAGAUAUACUUUUUCCGGAAGAGAUAGGUAAGAGAAGAGAACAAAAUGUUUCUACCAAUAUUCUCCAUCCUACAAUAUUUAACGUUACUAUGUGAUAUAGCUUACAAAAAAAAAAAAAGUUUAGAGGUGUAUCAUGUCUGUGAAGUAAAGUGAAAAGUUAACGGGUGACUGUAUCUUUACUCUUAUACAGAUUUAUAUUUUAAUUAAAUCUCUCCGUUGUUGUAUAAUUAAAAUAAUACAAAUACAGA